AUGAUCUGGAUGAAGUCCUCACUGACACUGGGCUGGCAUGUGUCCAAUACGCUGUUCAUUGUCCUGACGCUAUCGCAGCCUCUGUGGACGGACCAGAAGCUGCCGUUCAUUGCGGCUUAUCCUUUCGAGUGGCACGAUCCAGAAAAACAUCCCAUAGCUCAUGCCGUCAUAUACAUUUGGCAAUCCUAUUUCGUAGCCUACAACAUGGCCUGUAUCCUCUAUUGCGACGUUCUAUCGGCGCACUUGUUCGGCCAGCUGGCGAUCAACUUGAAAAUUCUGUGCAUUGAACUGGACACCUUUGCCAGGCUGCAUCAGGGAGAUGAGGAAAAGUUUCGCAGCCAGCUCGGUGACCUGAUUAAGCUUCAUCAGAGAGCCAUUAGGAAUGUGAAUCGCGUCAACGAAGUGUUCUAUGCGCCGCUCACAAUGCAAAUGCUAACCGAGUUUCUACUGAUAUCUCUGUCCGCGUUCGAGACUCUGGCCUCUAGACAAGACCUCCAAGUGGCCAGCAGAUUCAUUAUAUUUAUGAUUCUAACGUUUUUCCAUUGCGCCUACUAUUGCUAUUUUGGCGACAUGGUCACCGAGUACUCGAAGCAGGUGGCCCAAUCCGCUUACGGCGCCUACGAAUGGUCGCCAAACUCGAGGAUCAUACGACGUGAUCUACUCUUCAUGAUUUGCCGAGCACAGCAGCCGCUGUCCCUGACCCCCAGCCCGUUUCCGCCCUUCAACUGGAUCACUUUUAUGAGCAUAUGUAAGCAGUGCUAUAGUGUACUGACACUCUUGAUGGAGAGCAUGGAUUAG
This is a messenger RNA of Drosophila navojoa, 798 nucleotides long. RefSeq names its product putative odorant receptor 65b. The record is from RefSeq and is a predicted model, not a curated record. Gene Ontology annotation, biological process: detection of chemical stimulus involved in sensory perception of smell; sensory perception of smell. Lineage: Eukaryota; Metazoa; Arthropoda; Insecta; Diptera; Drosophilidae. Gene Ontology annotation, molecular function: olfactory receptor activity; odorant binding. Gene Ontology annotation, cellular component: plasma membrane.